AUGUCUAGCAUCAUUCACAAAGUCAAGGAUACCAUUGCCCAGCACAAGGAAAACAAGGCCGAAGAAAAGGCAGAGAAGGCCACUGAUAACUACACUGGUACCAACGAGAACGCCUACGAAUCCACCAAGUCUUCCAACCAUGGACCCCACGACAGCAAGAUUGCCAACGAGGCCGAUCCUCGUGUUGAUAGCGACCGAUCCAACCUAAACAGCUCAACCACAGGCAGCUACGGCCAACACGAUAGCAAGCUUGCCAACAAGGCUGAUCCUCGCGUGGACAGCGACCUGGAUAACCGCACCUCCCACAACACCUCCAGUGCUGUCCCAUCUACUACUGGCGCUGCCUACGGCUCGACUGGCUCCAACUUCGGCACCGGCAACACCUAUGAUUCCAACCAGUCCUCAAACUAUGGUCCUCACGAUAGCAACUUGGGCAACGCGGCCGACCCUCGCGUUGACAGCGAUCUAGACAACCGUGGUACCCGCAACACUUCGACUGGCUUUGGCUCGACAGGAGCUACCGCCACUGGUGCUGGUGUUGGUGCUGGUGCCGGCUACGGCUCGACUGGUUCCAACUUCGGUACCGGCAACACCUACGACUCUAACCAGUCCUCAAACUUCGGUCCCCACGACAGCAGCCUGGCCAACUCCGCCGACCCUCGUGUUGACAGCGACCUAGACAACCGUGGCACCCGCAACACUUCGACUGGCUUCGGCUCGACAGGAGCUACCGCCACUGGUGCUGGUGUUGGUACUGGCUAUGGCUCGACUGGCUCUAACUAUGGUACCGGUAACACCUACGAUUCCGCUAGAUCCACCAACCAUGGCCCCCAUGACAGCAAUGUCGCCAAUGAGGUCGAUCCCCGCGUCGAUAGUGACCGUGAUGGCCGCGCUGCUCACCACCACAGCUCUUCUGGUCACGGUGCUGGAUACGCCGCUGCUGGUGCCGCCGCCGGCGCUGGCGCUGGCUACGCUGCCUCGCACCACCACAACUCUUCAACUCACACUCCUUCCACUGGCCCCGCCACCUCUACCUCUGGUCCUCACUCGAGCAACCUAGAGAACAAGGCCGACCCCCGCGUUGACAGUGAUACCCCUAACGACCGCUACUCUUCUUCCACUGGCCCAGCUUCGUCGACCGCUGGUCCUCACUCGAACAACCUGGAGAACAAGGCAGACCCUCGUGUUGACAGCGACCGCAGCAACGACACUGCCAAUGCCACUUUUGUUGGUAACAACUCCCCGUUCGAUGAGGAUGUUCGCAAGGGUAGUCUCGGCGGCGGUGGUGUGAUGCACAUAUCUGGUAACAAGGCCCCGACUACCACCCAAACUUUUGAGAAGUCCCAGAAUGAGGGUGCCACUGGUGGUGCUUCCGCUGGCAGCAGCUACAAUGCUCACCAGAAGACUGCUGGCCCCCACAGCAGUGAUACUGCUAACAAGCUUGACCCCCGUAUCGACUCGGAUCUUGAUGGAUCCAAGACCCUUGGCUCCCAACGUUAUUAG
Messenger RNA from Penicillium verhagenii, 1503 nucleotides. RefSeq lists its product as uncharacterized. The record is from RefSeq and is a predicted model, not a curated record. Lineage: Eukaryota; Fungi; Ascomycota; Eurotiomycetes; Eurotiales; Aspergillaceae. The coding region runs from base 1 to 1503 and encodes 500 amino acids. The transcript has a single exon.